Molecule: messenger RNA, 1446 nt
Organism: Mesocricetus auratus (golden hamster)
Lineage: Eukaryota; Metazoa; Chordata; Mammalia; Rodentia; Cricetidae
Gene: Atoh7
Product: atonal bHLH transcription factor 7
Exons: 1
Coding region: 353-805 (150 amino acids)
Molecular function (GO): protein dimerization activity
Source: RefSeq, a predicted model, not a curated record
CGAGCGGUCCUUGACCUAGCUGAGUUUCUGCGAAGAUUUCAUCACCCCGAAAAGCAGUCUCAGGCUUUCCCAGAGAAUUGGAAAGACCUUCUUCCCCUCACCCGCAGAACCACCCGAAGCAAACUGCAAGGAAGUUUCCUCCUCUUUCAGCUUCACGUGGCUGUGGGGAAAAUGACUUUUCCCUGAGCAUCCCUGAGCAUCUGGGCAAGGGAAGAGACAUCAGCCUGGCUACCCAGCAGGACAGAAGCCAGUGUUCCCCCACUGUCCACUGUCCACUGACUGACUGAACGUGAUUCACCCCGUCUGUCUGUGACUUAUUCACUCCCGGGAGCCACGCCGAUCGGCAGCGUGGAUGAAGUCGGCCUGCAAACCCCACGGCUCUCCGGCGGGAGCGCGCGGCGCGCCUCCGUGUGCGGGUGCCGCCGAGCGCGCAGCGGUCUCGUGCACGGUGCCCGGGCGCCUGGAGAGCGCGGCGCGCAGGCGCCUGGCGGCCAACGCACGCGAGCGGCGCCGCAUGCAAGGGCUGAACACGGCCUUCGACCGACUGCGCAGGGUGGUGCCGCAGUGGGGCCAGGACAAGAAGCUGUCCAAGUACGAGACCCUCCAGAUGGCGCUCAGCUACAUCGUGGCCCUCACGCGCAUCCUAGCUGAGGCCGAGCGGGACUGGGUGGGGCUGCGCUGCGAGCAGCGGGGUCGAGACCACCCCUACCUCCCCUUCCCGGGUGCCAGGCUGCAGGCAGAGUCUGAGCCCUACGGCCAGAGGCUCUUCGGCUUCCAGCCGGAGCCCUUCCCCAUGGCCAGCUAAGCCGCACGUUUUUUAGGGUGGCCUGCUAGUCUUAGAGAGAAAAUCAGCCCCCUUUCCGGUUAAUUCCAUUGCCUUUGAACCCGUGGAUGAAAUGGUUUCAUUGCUCUCCUUCCUCCAUUUUUUUUUCUAGAUUUCAUGACUUUGGGCUGCUAAGAAAAUAAUGCCCCCCCCCAAAAAAGAAAAUAAUGCCCUACCACUUUUAGCUUAAGACAUGGUCCUGGCGUCUGUCUAUAGAGUUGGUAGAGUGUUUGUCUAGCAUGCACAAAGCUGUGGGCUCGAGCCCCAGCACCUCACAGGCAGAGGUUGGUUGAUCGUGCCUGUAAUCCUAACAUCAUUUGGGAGGGAGAGGAAAAUAAACGGGACCCUGUCUCAAGGAGAAGAAUUCCUCUAUUGAUCAGAAUUGGAUUGCAUUGGGCUGGUACUGAGUCAUCGGACAAAGCGCUACCUUCUUAAACUCUGCAAGUUUGUUAUGACCGGGGGGAGUUAUAUUAGGUGUCUUGUGUAUGUUCAGAGCAGCUACCUUGUCGUGUAAAUGCAUUUAUGCUCCGUAUAUUGUGUGCAUGGAUCAGGUAGAGUCAGACUUUUAUUUUCAGGGGGGAGGGCCCGGUACAGUACUUGGACAUGAGCGCUCUGUAUUUUUU